AUGGCUGUAGAAUUAUUGUUUCUUAUAUCAGAAGGUUCUAAAAGAAUUAAUGGAGAAGAGAAAGGGGAAAAAGAAGAAGAAGAAUUAAUAGUAGCAGAUAAUAGCUUUAGUUUUGAAUUAAAAUUAAAUGAUUCUUAUGGGGCUGUUUUGCUUGGUGAACAAGAAGGAGAAGGAUUUAAAUUAACUGGAAUGAUUGGAGAAUUAGAUGCAGAUAGGGCAGAUAUGGCUAUUGGGGCUUUAAGUAUAAAUCCAGAACGUGACCGUUUUAUUGACUUUAGCGAGCCCUGGUUAUAUCAUGGAAUUCAAAUACUUGAACGUUGGCGUCCAAAACGUUCUCCAAUGGAAUCAUUUUUGCAACCUUUAAAGAAUUCUUUGUGGCUUUCUUUGGUUAUUGCUGUAUUUUUAGUUGCUUUUGUUGUUUAUUUUUUGGAUUUAAAAUCUCCAUUUGAACGUUUUUAUUCUUCUGGACAAGAUCCUUUAUUUGAAAAAGCCGAACAAGAAGAAAGGGUUUCUAUUGGAGAGUCUUUAUGGUUUUCAUGGGGUGUUCUUUUAAAUUCUGGUGUUUGUGAAAAAACUCCGAGAAGUUUUAGUGCUCGAGUUUUGGGAUUAGCUUGGUGUGGAUUUUGCAUGAUAAUGGUAGCUUCAUAUACAGCUAAUUUGGCUGCUUUUCUUGUUCUUGAUCAACCAGAACGUUCACUUUCUGGAGUUAAUGAUCCAAGGCUUCGAAAUCCUUCUGCAAAUUUUAGUUUAGCAACAAUUACACAUUCAGCUACUUAUCAAUAUUUUAAAAGACAUGUAGAGUUGUCUACAGUUUUUAGAAAAAUGGAGGCAAAUAAUCAACCAAAUGCCCGUUCUGCUAUUCAGGCUUUGUUAAAUGGUUCAAUAAGCGCUUUUGUUUGGGAUUCAGUACGCCUCGAAUUUGAAGCAGCUAAUAAUUGUGAAUUACGUACUCGUGGGGCUCUUUUUGGUCGUUCAGCAUAUGGAAUUGGACUUAGAAAAGGAAGUGCUUGGACUCCACAUAUUAGUCAAGCAAUUUUACGUUUAUCAGAAAGUUUGAGAAAAAAUAAAAAAAUAUUUCCCCCAAUAAAAUAUUUAAAUUCAGAUGGAACUUUGGAACGUUUAGAACAAAAAUGGAUACGUUCCCCAAAUAAAAAUUUCCGUCCCUGUUUUCAUUUUGAACCAAAAGCUCCUGCACGUCUUGGACUUAGAUCAAUGAGAGACGGCCUUGUUCUUGUCGCUUCUGGUAUUUUAUUAGGUGCUGGAAUGAGUAUAUUGGAAAGAAAAAGAGGAAAAAGUUUACAAAAACAAAAAAAAAGGCAACAAUUAGCUCGUCAAUAUGCUGCAAAAUGGUUAAAAUUAUCAAAGAGGAAAAGGGAAGGGACAGAUUCAUUAUUAUUGAGAUUAUCUGCUGCAUUGUGUGAUGAAAAAAGAAAACAAAAAGAAGAAAAGUUAAAUAAAAAUAUUUUUAUUAAAACAACACCAAUGUUUGUUCCAGAAUUAAAUUUUGGAAGAAACCCUUGUAAUGUUUAUUGCCCUCGUUGUCAUCAUUUUACCCAAACAAUUACAAAACCAAUUUUUGGCCGUUUUGCUUUAAUAUGUUCUUUUAUUUGUAUUUUAUUACUUCUUUUCCCUUGUGCAUUAGCUCCUAUUUUCUUAACUUGUUUUGCAGAUUAUGAACAUUUUUGUUCAAAUGGAGAAUGUAAACAUAAAAUUGGAAGGUAUAGACGUUGUUUUAAACCAAAAUUUUUUGUUUAA
This is a messenger RNA of Meloidogyne enterolobii, 1755 nucleotides long. Lineage: Eukaryota; Metazoa; Nematoda; Chromadorea; Rhabditida; Meloidogynidae. The record is from the annotation of a GenBank genome assembly.